Microdochium trichocladiopsis is the source of this 1218-nucleotide messenger RNA. RefSeq lists its product as uncharacterized. NCBI's taxonomy places the organism in Eukaryota, Fungi, Ascomycota, Sordariomycetes, Xylariales, Microdochiaceae. The transcript has 2 exons. The coding region runs from base 1 to 1218 and encodes 405 amino acids. The record is from RefSeq and is a predicted model, not a curated record.
AUGUUCUACCCGCAGUCAGGUUGUUGGGCACUUGCGGCCAGCCUGCUGUUGUCAUUCGGCUCUUUUCAUGCUCUAGCCAGCCCCUUGUCUGCAGAGCAGUCCGCAUCUGUGGACUUUCAUCUGCUGAGCGAUGAGCCGCAAAUGCCGUAUGAUGAAAACACCAUCGCAGAGUGUACCUGGUGGUACGAUAAUGAUGGCUCAGUCACUUGCACCAACUUGUUGCGCAACUGGGGGGUUCCCGUAGCAGACUUUUUGUUCUGGAACCCGUCUCUCACUGCAGGCUGUGGCAACUUCCUGGUCGGACGCUCCUACUGCAUAGAGGCGCCCGUCUCUGCGCCGCCCGCGCCCACGACGACGACGGCUACUACGGCCCCGACCACCACAACCCGGACGACAAGCACAACCACCACAACCAGGCCUACAGUGCCCACCAAUGGGAUCGAGACGCCGGUGCCCACAAAGCCUGACAUGGUGACGAACUGUGAUCGCUUCCACCUCGUUGAGGCUGGCGAGACGUGUGCCGACAUUGCUAGAGACAACGGCAUCACCCUGCAGCAGAUCAUCACCUGGAACAAGCUCAACUCGGGCUGCAUAGACAUCUGGGCGGAGUACUGGGUUUGCAUCCACAUUGUUGGGUUAAGCACAACUACAACCACAACCACCCGGCCCACGACGACCACCGCCACCAAGCCAACCACCACAACGGGCAACGGCAUCAACACGCCGCUUCCCACCCAGCCCUCCAUGGUGCCCAACUGUGACAAGUUCUAUUUUGUCACGAGCGACGAUACGUGCACAACGAUAGCGGCACGAAACGGUGUCACCGUAUCCCGCUUCAUCUCGUGGAACAAGUCCCUGACCACUGCCUGCACCGGGCUCUGGGCUAAUGCCUAUGUCUGCGUUCGCACAAUCGGCUUCAAGCCGACUACGCAGUCUACUUGCUCGAGCAGCGACAAGACGUGGGGUGACAAUAAGCCAAAGGCGCUUGAAUACGUCCAGACGUGGUGCAGGAACAGCGGCAGUUAUGCCACUGGCCAGACCAAGACCGGCUGCUACAAUGCGCCGUUCGGGACCAACAAGAUUCAGUUCUGGGCGCGCAAUGACUUUACAGUCCCGAACUCUCUCUCCGUGGCUCUUUGCAACGAGAUAGUCAAGGUGCCAGUCAACAACUGCGAGCGUGGUGGCACGGGCGUUCAGGAGGGAUGGUGGGUCAGGUAA